AUACGUCAAGUAACGACUUCGGAUCCGGUCUGCAUCGGCGCCGUCUGCUUUGAAUCCAGCGGUCCUAGAAAUUCAAUUGAGAUCGGAUACGUCAACGAAAUAAGCAGCUUUACGUUGACACAGACCAAAACGUUAUCUCAACCAAUGUCUGGUUGACGUGUCUGUUGCAGGAAGCGUUUCAGAUCCUCCUCAAUGUUAUGGAGAGUCAUUUUGCCGCUCUGAAACUACCAGCUGAAAAUAAUAACACCGAUGAAGUAAUAACUCCCGCAAAGCCAGCUCUGAUAGCAUCGAAGAUUUUUCUCCAAAGUUCUUCCAUACCAAAUGAUCUUUGCAGCAUCACUAGCUGUACCACAUUUGUCAAACGGUUCAGGGACGAAGACAAUUGUUACGCCAGGAGAAUAAGAGUCUCCCAACUAUCGGCUAGCAAUAACGCACAUUUCAGCGGCGCGGUUUGGGAUAUAUUCGUUCCCCUGUCUCGAACUCUGAGCACGAUCGGAUGGUCCAAUCAUAGGUCCAUAAAGAUGGUAGGCUCUGGAUCUCCGAACCGCAGUCAAGAACCCAUGGACAUCGAGGAGAUCAGUUUCACAGAGCCAGCGUGUCUGGAAACAUUCGUUCAAAAUGUACAAAGAGCAAAGGUACCAGAGUUUGAUUCAUCGGACACCGACGUGGCGCCUUCGAUAUGUGGAUCUUACAGACGGCCAACCAUUCGAGAGUCUAAGCUAACAAACGUAGUGGAAGCCUCUUCGGACGCAACGAUUGUCACCAACAAAGAGGGGGUGGAGGAUAAAAAGGCGGCCCAGAAGUUUGUCGAGAGGCCAGAAUACGUGGAGAGUAAAACGAAACUGCGAUCUCUGUCCAAGAAAAAACCUGACGAGCCCGAAGGCGAACGAACCACAAUUUUCUACUUCUGGCAGAUGCUGUUUUUCAUCUUAUUUCCAAUCGCCGUUGUAGUGACGAGCGUCUGCGUGGCACGGGACGAAUUUUUCGCCGGAGAUUGCGCUCAGAGUUUCGAUCCAACGGGGGCAAUUUCCGAGAUGGAAGCCCGGAUCUUCGGGCAGGCCAGGGCGAUAAAGGAACUCGGCUCUCAUUUGGAGCUGAAUUCCAGCCAGUUCAAGGUCAUAGCGUUGAUCGGGGGCUCCGGAAUCGGUAAAUCUUACGCGGUGCACAUAAUCCAAGAGAAUUUCCCAAAGAAGACCAACAUAUUCCAGUACAUCCCGCCGUUGGAAUCGCGUCUGCGGCACGUAUCGGGCGUUUUAUCUAUGUGCGGGUGCAACCUGCUCGUCCUGGAGAACCUGAGUAACAGGGACAUCUCGGAGGCGGCCAGAUUCGUCGAGAGGGUCAGGGGGGUCGCAGGAAAUCGCUGCGUUUUGGUAAUAGAGGUGAUAAACAUACAGGAGACCGACGACGAUCUCAAACACAAAACGAACGCGGCGAGAAGCACCGACGAAAUCGAGGGAAUCUACCGGGACAGGAACGUCGAAGUCGAGGUCGUCGCGUUCGAUCCCCUAGACGAGGACGCGAUCGCCAAAUGCAUAACAGAGGCCGCGACGCACAGAAACAUCACCCUCUCCGCGAGACAAAUUGAGGACAUUGCGCUCGGUCUCCGUACAGCGGACAGUGGAUGCAAAGGGGCCUACGCUAAGGUCCAGUUGUUGUAGGCGAACCUCGCUGUUUUACAAAAUUAUUGCACUGCCGUCUAUAUUUGAUAAGAAAAACAAAAAAAACAAAAAAAAACAAACAAAAAAAAAUACAUUCAGGGUACCAAAUUAGUCGGUAAGAUUAGGGUUUAUUCACUUCCCGGUUAGAUCGUGAUAAAAAUAUAACUCUUGACAAAGAAAAAUAAAUCGCCACAUACUUAGCUUUCGUUUUUACCCGGAGAUGAAAUUCUUAUCGCCAAAAAUGUGUGGCUAUGAUCUCGUUCUCGUAACCGUUUCACGGAGUAGAAAUAAUAAUCGUUGAUCGUUGGAGACGAGAGACGUUUCGGCUCACGGGUAUCAAAGUUUCUCGUAACGAUGGUACGACUUUAUUGUACCACUGUACCUAAAAACAGUACAGGGUAAUUUUCUAAAUUUUAAUCACCUUUCAUCGUCAUUCAGCGCGCAGCUAUUCAAAGGAAACAGUUUCAAGUAUUUUGCUCAAUUAAAUUUUAGCGUAGAUUCAUAAGCUAAUCUGAAAUAUCGCAUAGACCAACUUUCAACUUUGUGAUGUCAUUUACAUGAUUUAAAAUUUUCGGUAUACCUAUCGGUCCAACGUAUGUACGUACGUACGUGUGCGGGUUGGAUAAAUUUAGUACGUUAAUGUUUUUACCCAAAGAAAUGACCGGUUGUUUGCGAUUAAAAAAAAAAAAAAAAAAAAAAAAACAAUUUCUCGUCCAAAGUUUCUUUUAUAAAAUCUAAAUUAGUAAUUACUUCGUACAAUUUCUAUAUACUAUGUACCUAUGUAGAAGUUUUUGGUAAAAUAUUAUUAUUAUUAUUAUUA
Molecule: messenger RNA, 2478 nt
Organism: Athalia rosae (coleseed sawfly)
Lineage: Eukaryota; Metazoa; Arthropoda; Insecta; Hymenoptera; Athaliidae
Exons: 2
Coding region: 198-1658 (486 amino acids)
Source: RefSeq, a predicted model, not a curated record